Messenger RNA from Penicillium brevicompactum, 690 nucleotides. RefSeq lists its product as uncharacterized. The record is from RefSeq and is a predicted model, not a curated record. Bases 1 to 690 code for a protein of 229 amino acids. Lineage: Eukaryota; Fungi; Ascomycota; Eurotiomycetes; Eurotiales; Aspergillaceae. The transcript is spliced from 3 exons.
AUGCCCAGAAAGCCCACGCCAGCAGCCAAGCAGCGGGCCUGUGGUUUUGCAUCACAGGCAGGGCAAGGAGAAGACUUGGGAGAAGCCUUACUAUGGCUUUAUUUCAGACUCGCGAUUCAAUCACCAGAAUUAGCGGCGUUCCCUUCUCUCCGACAAUCCCACUCCCUCUCACAAUGGACAUUCCUUUGGUCAGACUGUCAAAAGUGGUACAAUGACCGCCCCGUAAACGUCAAGCAGAUUGUGGACAUUCGCGGUGGUGAAGCAGACCAUAUCGACCCAGAUCACGACUCCUCAUUCCCCAUUCUUAUUUACACGACACCCAUGGCGCUGGUCGCCAAUGCCGUCUAUCACAUGAUCUCCCUUCUGCUAUUAACACACAAGCCACGUCUUUUGAAAUCACUUCCCGGGCCUAGGUCUGUCACUUCUCACAUCUGGCAUGCACAAUCCAUCGCCGGUAUCGCAGCAAGCAACGAUUCACCAGAGCAAUGGGACCCAGUACUGGUUGCGAGUCUGCUCGUCAUUGCCAAGGAGAUGACCCAUGAAUCACAGCAGACAGUCAUACUGCAGCGUCUCGCCAAAAUCACCGCCACAACUGGAAUCAAACUCGACAGGGAGAGAGAGGCGCUACAAGCAGCCUGGAAUCUAGCGCGUUAUGAGGAAGAGUUUGAAGAUGAACAUGAGACGAUAUAA